This is a messenger RNA of Aquila chrysaetos chrysaetos, 6181 nucleotides long. RefSeq names its product Cas scaffold protein family member 4 (gene CASS4). Lineage: Eukaryota; Metazoa; Chordata; Aves; Accipitriformes; Accipitridae. Gene Ontology annotation, cellular component: cytoplasm; plasma membrane. Gene Ontology annotation, biological process: cell migration; cell surface receptor protein tyrosine kinase signaling pathway. The transcript has 7 exons. The record is from RefSeq and is a predicted model, not a curated record. Bases 2309 to 4846 code for a protein of 845 amino acids. Gene Ontology annotation, molecular function: protein binding.
GAAUUGGAUACAACUAUAGAUUUACAGUAUAGAAUGUGGGAUGUUUUUUUAAAAGUGGUAGAGAAUGAAAUUUAAUUUUCUCUUAAAAGCUACUGCUAUGCAAAAUAUUUCUUGGCUUAGCAAUCCUCUUUGCCCCUCCUCUGCCUCCCUUCAAGUUUCUAAAACUUUAGAAACAUGGAGGCAUGAGAUAGCAGUUCUGGUGCCUUUUUUGGUGGAGAAACAAGGAGAACCAGAGCUUGGUGGGAGGCAAAAGGGAAGUCCUGACACAGUUAUUAAUGCGUGCUGUACUUGCUCAGCAACAACAGCCCUCUGCUAUUACAGCCAGCCUGCUAAAUGGAUAGCAGUAGCAAUUUUUUUUUGAGUGCUGCAUUUGUUCUAGUUCUGUUAAAGAAGCUGUCCAUAAGUAACACAUUUGCUACUGGUGUUUGGACUCUUCUAUUUCUAAAACACUAUUUUGGUGUUUAUGUAUUAAACUGCUGCUGUGGUUGAUCAGUUUGCAGCAUGCUAGCCUUCACCUCGAGCUUCCUUAAUUCUGUGGUCUUAACUUGCAGUGUAGAAAUAGAGUUUUAUUCUGAUAACACAAAAACAUUGUGACAUUGGGACCUUUCUUUCUUUUCAUGUUGCUUGAGGCCAGAAGUUUGGAGUUUUUCUGUUCAAAAAAAUAAGGGCUGGAAGAAACUUAACUCAUGCUAUUUAGGUAGAUGACGCAACCCCAGAGUGAAAUAGUUCAGUACUACACCAUCCCAGUGGUACUCUGGUAGGUGAAGGUGGUUGAUGGGGGAUGAGAAUGAGAGGGGGCAAGGCUGCUAUACAGCAUUCAGAGCAAGCAUGCGUGGAAGUACAGCAGAGAGGAGCCAUAGCUGCAUCUUGAAGAACAAUGUUGUGCACACACGUAAUCAUCCUGUUAGAUCUGCAUUUGAUUGAAGGGGAAUACAUCUUUUCACUGUGCAGGUCUGGAAGAACCUAAACUAGACUUUCUUCAUGUGAUCAUGCUUACUGCUACUUUCUUCAUGUGAUCAUGCUACAGAAACUUCACGCCUAGAAGCUGUAUUCAAUCAAUUAAAAUUCCAGUGCAGCCGCUUGCCCUUCACGAGUUUUGCAGUCUGUACCUCUUGGUAGCUACAUCCCAGUGAGCUGCUCCACUCAGAGAAGCACUGUCAUACUCAGGAUUUAUCACCUCCUCAAGAAAGUCUCCAUCACCUAAAGGUCUGUUAUACCUGUCUGGCAUGUAACCUGCUCCCGCCUCUCCUCAGAAGAAGCUAUGAUGGAAAUGUCGCAAGGUGAUGCCAGAGCUGACGCAGUAGGCCAACAAGCCAUGCCGACGUGAAAGCAAAGCACAGUUAUGGGUUUGUAUCUUCUGGCCUUCAGCAUUCCUUGGCAUGCUGACUCGGCAGUAAUUGGUGCUAGGGAAAGUCUUUCCUAAAAGGGCAUUUCUGGAAUGAGGCUUGUUUGCCACCCAUUGGAACAGAUUUCAAACUUUCUACUUAAGAGGGGGUACUGGUCUGCGAUAAAUAUUUCCUGGAUACACAGGCUGUCUCCACCAGAGCUGCCCUGUGAGACUGAAUCCCAGGAAACACUGAAGUGCAAUAAAGGAAAAGUAGUUUUGUAGUUCAGGUUAGGAAGUUCGCUGUGUGGCUGUAAGGGACCCUUCAAACAUGCUGCAGCACAACUGCUCCACUCGGUAGGUAGGUAGGAUAUUGCAGGACAGGAGGCGAAGCCCACACAUUUCCCUGCGUACGCAUUUAAGCCUUGGUGCAGCCAGGAGGAGUCUUUCACACAGCAUUCACCCCCAGGUGUGGAUGGUAAUAGAUAAGGUUUUUGCAAAGCCCCUUUAUAACAAAAAAUUGUAUUGGUGCCUUAAAAGUUGAGACAACUUUGAAAGGUGUGAAAAAUGUUGGCUUCAAAAUCCCGAACUGAUACGAUUGUGGCAGUCUUAUUUCUAUCAAGCAUUGUGCAGCCCCUUGUGGUACGUAGUAUUCUUGUAUUCAUUACAUUUCUAAAAGAGGAAAUACAGGAACACGUAGCAAAACAGAAGGGUGAGACUUCUGACUGCGGUUAAUUGCGACAAGUUGGUGACAGAGAGAUCAAGGAAAAUUCCACUUGCAGACAGACUUUUCUCACUUUUAUACGCUAACAGGGUUUUUCUGUUUUGCAUUCUGUUCUUUCUAAUCUUAUCUGUUGUCACAGAAAUUAUCGUUCCUGAGAAUCUUUUCUACAAAAUCCUAAAUGCUUUUAGAGGUAGAGCAAAGCUGAAGUCUCUUCAUCGUGCCGUAACUACCUGUAUUGCUCAAAGUGACGCUGCUGGUGAAUGACAGCAAUGGAUAAAAACAUAAGAAUCAACAGAACUGCAAAGAAUACCUUGGCGAAGGCGCUAUACGACAACAAGGCAGAGUGCUCCGAUGAGCUGGCCUUCCGCAAAGGAGACAUCCUGACAGUUCUGGACCAAAACGUCAUUGGCAGCGAGGGCUGGUGGAAAUGCUCCCUCCAUGGCAGGCAGGGCCUGGCCCCCGCUAAUCGCCUCCAGCUCCUUGCCGCCUCUCAGGCUGUCCUGCUGCCUCCUUCCACCCGGAGCAACUCCGCAGAGUCACCAGCGGGCCAACAAAAUAUCUACCAGGUUCCCUCCGUCCCCAAGCCUACUGUGUCGUCGUCUACCUAUGAGAAGAUGGAGGGGUGGGUUAAAUCUCCAGCUAAGGUUUCUACCCUACCUGCCCAAGCAAUAUAUCGGGUACCAGCCUUGGCUGCACAGCUGCUCAGUGAAAGGACCCAAAGCUCAACAAACCAGCACCUGCUUACUCUCCCAAGAGCAUGCCGGGCUUCAGUCCCAAAUAUCAGGAGUGAGGUGUAUGAUGUUCCAUCCACACAGCGCCGGGAGUCCUUACUCACGCAGAGGAGUGCCACUCCGCCCACCACACGAAAGGGCUCUGUGCUGGUCAGAUCCACCGAGUGUUUCCAGGAAGAGCAGAAGCAGCUUUACAACAUCCCAUCCAGCCCAGAAAAGGCAGGAGCUGUUAUCCAGAAAGACUCACUAGUGGGCAACUUAUAUGACGUCCCUCCCAAAAGAGAAUCUGAUGUUUCAGAAAAUGAAUCUCAGAAAAAGUGCUGGGGCCAUUACAAUACCUUGCCAAAUCCUCGAAAGUCAGAAUGGAUUUAUGAUAUUCCAGUAUCACCUGAAAAAACAGGAUUAAAACAAAACCCUUCUGGCCAUUCCUUAGAGAACCAGGUGCUGUACGAUAUACCACCGGCUAGGUACAAGGCGCUAACAACAAGUACUGAAGCCAAAGUUGUAAAUCCACAAUUAUAUGAUAUUCCACCAACACAACGGAAAUUAACAUUUCCAGAUAUCCAUCUUUAUGAUGUUCCAUCCUCACGGGAUGUGCUCCUUUUGCCACAAAAUGGUAGCUGUGAUGUACCCCCAAGUCUCCUGGCUCCAAAGGCUGAGAAUCAGACCUCUGAAGAGAAUGUUUAUGAUAUUCCAAAAGGUUUGCCCACUGCUGUGCAGUCCAAGAAAGAGAUGGAAAAACACAGCGACAGUUCUGGAGACCAAGCAUACAGUGCUCCUCCACAGCUCUCAAGAGAUGUCAAAUUAGAACAAGACAGAUUAUCUGUUUCUAGUGUGGAUAGCAGAAGCAGUACACUCUCUACAUCCUCAAACUCUUCUGCUGAGUCUUUUUCUAUGUCAUCAUCAGAAGAGCCUGCCAAAGAAAUUAAACUGGACCUUGAAGUAGCCAUAGAGACAGUGACUAGAUUGCAGCACAGUGUAUCCAGCUCGGUUGCAAGUUUAAUGAUCUUUGUGAGUAGUAAAUGGAGAUUACAAGAACACCUAGAGAAAAGCAUUGAAGAAAUCCAUAGGGCAAUCGAUCACAUAAAAGUAUCACUGGGAGAAUUCCUGGCCUUUGCUCAACUUGUAAAGGUAAAUGCCUCUUACGCAACUGAUAACAACCUUCAGACCAGAAUUAAAAAACAGCUGGAAAUUCUUAUGAACUCAUUCAAAAUUUUGACAGAAACAAGAGAAGCUCUAAACAACUGCAACUGGUCACUAGAAGCUUUGGUCCUCAGGAAACCUCAGAACAACCCAGAUGAUCUUGAUCGCUUUGUUAUGGUAGCCCGCACGAUUCCAGAUGAUAUCAAGAGGUUUGUAUCCAUCAUCAUUGCCAAUGGAAAGCUCCUCUUCAGAAAGAAUGAGAAGGAACAAGAAACGAAGCAAUCAAAAGUGAACCCAGAAUACAAAAUGGCAAAACAAAUCACAGUGCCAAGAAGAGUAGAAAUAGAUUCGCUGCAAAGAAAUACUCCUGAUAAACCCAACCAAAGUCAGGUCUCUCCUGAGAAACCAAGAGAAGAUGCUACUGAGGACUGUGAUUAUGUUCAGUUACAGGCACAGAAAAUCAUUUUAGGUAAAGAAGUAGCAAAGAAAAGUACGGAUUCAAAACCAAAGGUUUUGCCAUCUGCAAAAAAGACUGUAAAUCAAAGCAAGCAGGACUCUGCAAAGAAAAUCGCUCUCCCAGAACACUGUAAGCUGUGUUUCAGUGCACUUCACAAGGCAAUUGGUGUAUUUACUAAUAGUCUGAGCAACAACCAGCCACCUGAAGUCUUCAUAUCCCACAGCAAAUUGAUCAUUAUGGUGGGACAAAAGUUAGUGGAUUCUCUCUGCCAGGAAACUCAAGAAAGAGAUGCUCGGAGCGAUGUUCUCCACAGCAGCAGCCGGUUUUGCAGCCUCUUGAAGAAUCUGGCUCUCGCCACCAAAAAUGCUGCAAUACAAUAUCCAAAUGAAGAUGCUAUGAGGGAACUUCAGGAUCAAACUGAGGAGCUGUCUAAGUACACACAGCAGUUUAGAGCAAUGAUGGAAUGAAAGACACUUUGCUGUUUUUACAAAUUCUCCAUUGUUGUUGCUCCUUUGGCAUGUGGCAGCCAAGGGGGGCAAGAGCAGCUCAGUGACGCCAACUUUCAGUCACCUCUAAGAACUCAUGCUGGGCAGUUCCCUGGGUGCUGGUGCACUUUUAGCAGGUGAAGAUCCACACAACAGCAUAUGCAUAAGAGGAUCUGUAGAAUUAAAUCUGUGCCUCUCCAUUGUUCAGAUCCUGCCUGGAAAUGCCAUCAUCUUAGUGACUGAGCAGGAAUGUUUGCUGUGUAUUAGAGCCCAAUUAUUUUAUUAUCUGGCUGACUUCUUAUUUUUUAAUUUCUAUAUAGGUCAGAUAAGUAUAUUUUCCCUUUUUUUUUUUUUUUUUUUUCCCUAUUUGGGUACGUAAAGUCUGUCUUCAAAUUUUGCUGUACAAUGUUCUGUAACUUAUGAUAUCCCAUCAUCAAUUGUUUCCUGAGGACUUUACUCAAAAUUUGUAAUUACCAUUUUUUUUUUUUUUAAACAGCUGCAAAGCUAACUUUUGUUUUUAAUAUACAACUGCGAUAAAUAUAUUAUGGGACAAAAUCUGGCAGGUACUACAUGUAGCCUAGAUGUUAAUGGGAAAUGCUUCACCCAGUAUCUGAGCACAGAGGAAAACUGACUUGGAGGAGUCCUGGCUCCUGAUAAAUCCACGGGGAGCAGCACGUCUCAGUCGUCCUCUAUCGCAUCCUGAAGCUGUUCGGAGCAUUGCUCCAAGUGAAACAGUUUUAGUCACUAAAUGUGCAGAGGCUUUGGACAAGCUCUUCCUACAAACUGGAAAGGUGACGUUAUUUCUUGCUGGGCACCCAGAGCACCCGUGCUGGCGAGGCUGCCCAGGGCUUCUCUGAGCGGCCCUUACUCUGUUGGUCUGUGUAGCUCAUUAACUUUAUCCCCCCGUUUGCUGGAUCUGCAAUACAACGAUGAAGGCCGUGUAACCACACAGGCAGAUUGUUUGUAUGCCUGUGUUAUCUGUAUUUUUCCUAAUUAAUUUAUUUUAAAGUUUUUAUCUGAAAUUUCAAAGCCUGGCCUUUCUUGACAAUGUUGUACCUCUGUCUGUGCCCUGAAAAUGGACAAUUUUGUGAGUAGUUAGAGCUAAUUUGCACUGCAACAGUGCACACGCUCCAGUGGUCUGUGGAAAAACCAGCUCCCUCGUCUUCCUCUCGGUUUUGUUUUCACCUGGCAGUCACCAUGUUUUACACCCUUAUUUAAACGUCGACAUUUGUAAAUAUUACUGUUUGCACGGUUAAAUGCAGUAACUGCAUUUCACGUUGGCUCUGUAUGUUUUGUAUUAAACUCGCUCCUGGCGUU